Messenger RNA from Annulohypoxylon truncatum, 1260 nucleotides. Its product is annotated as LEM3/CDC50 family protein. Lineage: Eukaryota; Fungi; Ascomycota; Sordariomycetes; Xylariales; Hypoxylaceae. The record is from RefSeq and is a predicted model, not a curated record. The transcript has 3 exons. Gene Ontology annotation, cellular component: endoplasmic reticulum; Golgi apparatus; plasma membrane. The coding region runs from base 1 to 1260 and encodes 419 amino acids.
AUGGAUGAUUCCUCGCCACCAGAGAGCAUCGAUCAAACGAAGGAGAAGAAGAAGAGCAGAAGACCCGCGAACACGGCGUUUCGCCAACAACGUCUGAAAGCGUGGCAACCAAUUCUCACCCCGAAAACCGUCAUCCCCCUCUUCUUCGUCAUAGGUAUCAUAUGUGCGCCUGUCGGUGGAUUGUUGAUCUAUGCCAGCUCUACAGUCAAGGAACUGCGCAUCGACUACACGAAUUGCUUCCGCGAUGCGCCUACCACUGAACUUGCCUUGAUGGAUGACAGCCUGGUCUUCCCGUCGUUCAAAACCAACAAUACCAUUAAUGCUAUGUGGCAGCGUACCUCCCCGGUCAAUUAUACCUACGGCACCUACACAGUUCAGAACCUCACGAAAUGCACUCUUCAGUUUGAGAUACCGGAAGAGAUGUCUCCGCCUGUACUUCUAUAUUACCGCCUCGAGAACUUCUACCAGAAUCACCGUCGCUACGUUGCUUCGUUCUUCGACAAGCAGCUUGCUGGAGAGGACGUCACGAUUUCCGAUGUCGAUGGAUCCAAUUGCCAGCCUCUAGCGACCGUCAACUUGACCAGCGCAAACCCGAAAGCCUACUAUCCUUGUGGUCUGAUCGCCAACUCCGUCUUCAACGACACUAUCAUGAGUCCUAUCUUCUUGAACCCGCCAACGUCGGACGGCAACCUAACUUACGAGAUGAAGAAUACUUCGAUUGCUUGGGAAUCUGACAAGGAGCUGUACAAGCCUAGAGUGAACAACAACUUGGACAACAUUCUCCCGCCUCCCAACUGGCAGAUCCGAUACCCUAAUGGCGUCUACUCUACCGAGAACCCCCCUCCAAACUUGCAGGAAGAUGAGCACUUCAUCGUAUGGAUGCGGACAGCAGGUCUGCCAACCUUCAGCAAGCUCUGGGGGCGCAACGACACGAGUCCUAUGCAGAUAGGCACCUACUCUUUGGAUAUCAUUGACAAUUUCCGAACCGACCAGUAUCAGGGUAAGAAGAGCAUCGUCAUUACGACCCUGUCCGUCAUGGGCGGCAAGAACAACUUCCUCGGAAUCCUCUGGCUCGUCGUCGGCGGAUUCUGCAUCGCCCUCGCCUUGCUAUUCCUCAUCACAAACCUCAUCAAGCCUCGCAAGCUCGGCGACCACACCUACCUGUCCUGGAAUAACGCCCCGUCAUCCGCCGCUGCCAAGGGUAAGGGCAAGGCGUCCGGCCCCACCGUCGGCAUGGCGACCGGUCGCGAUUUGUCGUAG